CUUCAUUCGCCCUUUCAUCAGACCUAUAAAAGAGGAGAAAGCAAAACCCUAAUUCUAAAGUUAGAGAUAGACAGCCGCGGAAAUCAGUAGCACCCAUUGGAAGAUCAUCACUAAGCCGGCGGAAUUGUCGCUUAAUUCUCCAUCUAAACACAUCCUUGAAUACCCAAUUCAUCGUCAUGGGAUCAAACGAAGGAGCUACUUCAAUGGAGGUGGAAAACUCGACGGCCAAUCCAAACCCUGCAUCUAUUCCAUCCAAGCCAAUCUUCGAACCCUUAAAGGCUCACGAGAUAUCUGAAGGCAAAAUCCAGGUCCGAAAGGUUCCAGUUCCUCCUCAUCGCUACACGCCGCUGAAGAAAGCCUGGAUGGAUAUCUACACGCCGAUAUACGACCAUAUGCAUAUUGACGUCCGGAUGAAUCUGAAAGGUAGAAAGGUUGAGUUGAAGACCCGGGCAGAUACCCCAGACGUCAGCAACUUACAAAAGUGUGCUGAUUUUGUCCAUGCUUUCAUGCUUGGUUUUGAUGUAAUUGACGCCUUGGCUCUUCUGCGUAUGGAUGAACUGUAUGUAGAGUCGUUUGAAAUAAAGGAUGUGAAAACUCUUCGUGGGGAGCAUCUAUCUAGGGCAAUUGGAAGGCUUUCUGGGAAGGAUGGGAGGACAAAGUUUGCAAUUGAAAACUCGACAAAGACUCGAAUUGUGAUUGCAGAUACUAAGAUUCAUAUGCUUGGAUCGUUUGCAAACAUUAAGGUGGCUAGGGAUUCACUUUGUAGUCUCAUUCUUGGGUCUCCUGCUGGGAAGGUUUACUCUAAGCUUAGAGCUGUGUCUGCUCGGUUAGCUGAGAGGAGUUGAUCUUAUUUUUGAUCUUCUUGUUUUGUUUUGAGAUAUUAUUAUAUAUGCAGAUAAUCCUUUUUGUCAAAAGGGUUGGAAGCAAUCUCUGGUUCCUUUCCAUUACUAUGUUAUGAUAAACUAAGAUUGAUUGAUUUAUAUGGUUGAUAGUUUUGUU
Impatiens glandulifera is the source of this 999-nucleotide messenger RNA. RefSeq names its product RNA-binding protein PNO1-like. Lineage: Eukaryota; Viridiplantae; Streptophyta; Magnoliopsida; Ericales; Balsaminaceae. The transcript has 2 exons. The coding region runs from base 177 to 845 and encodes 222 amino acids. Gene Ontology annotation, molecular function: RNA binding. Gene Ontology annotation, cellular component: nucleolus. The record is from RefSeq and is a predicted model, not a curated record.